GUGCCAAUUACGUUCUACUCUUGACUACAACUGAUUUUACCCCAACAGCUAUGAUGAAAGUGGAAACCCAAUAUUUCACAACCACUAUUUGCAGACAACCACUAAUGAACACCCCUGUAAAGUGCAGUACCGUAAAAUGGUGGCUCAGGAACGUGAGCGUAUCCAGCGCACCGGUGCCGAUGGAGGCUUUGUAAUCCAACUGGACAGAAAAGAGACUGAGGAGACUAAUAAUACCCACGCAGCACGUUUCUUCAGUGGAUUCUUAAGUUUAAUAAGCUGCAAGUGUGAUGAAACAACAUCCCUGACACUGAUCAGCUUUGACGACGAUGUCAUCUUCUCAGAAAAGGAGUACUCUGGGGCCACUGUUAGUGGCGGUCUAGCAGAGAAGUUGGAAAUCCUUCGAGACCAGAGUAGCGGCUCGCCACUGCAACAGCUGUCUAGCGGAUUUCCGAUCUCCGACAAUUCUAUUUACUGUGAUAGUCAGCUGGAGACGGAUGACAAAGAUGAGGAGACUGAUACUGACAAGAGCCCAGAUGAAUCAGGAAAUGACUCCUCUGCCAAAGAGGACCAGGAGAAAGACCUUUUCAAUAAACCUGAACCUUCUUUUUACAGAGGAUUCUUGAGUGUUUUAGGCUUUGGGAAGGGUGAAUGUUUUUUCUAUGCACCUUCAAGAAGUGAUCAUGAAGACAAUGGCAUCUCUGCAAAGGAGGGUUCCUUUCACAGUGGAUUCUUGAGUAUUAUGCAUACCAGGGAAGAUGAUCAGAAUCCUCUUUGCUUUGACUAUCUGCUAGAGAUGGAUAUCAAAGAACAGGCAGAUCAGGUGACUGAGGCUCCCGAAAGCCAAGCAGAAUCAAGCAACGAGUCAUCAAGCAAAUACGUCUGGAGUAAACCAAAGUAUGGAUACAACACAGGCACUUUUGAGGGUUCAGAAGACGAGGAGGAAGACGACUCACCCAUAACAGACUCAGCAGUGGCCAUCAGGGUUGCAGAUCCAGCAGAAGAGAUAACUGAGCUUGAGGUCCAGUCUGACGACCAAAGUCCAGAAUCACCAGAGGAGGAGGUUUCAGAAAGAGUUUUGGACAGCAGUGAUUCUGUUUUUGAGACAGAGACUAGUAGUAAGAGCCAAGACGAGUCGGGGAACGACUCCUCUGUUGAAGAUGAGGACAUCCAGUGCGGUGUUACUUGUGGGCACUCACUAGCCAAGCACAAAGAAGACUUUCCCAAAACAAGUGAUGUACCAACUAAGGAACUGCUGAGAAAGACGGAAGAGGAGAAGGAGGAGGAGAUGAAGCUGUUUGAAAGGGAGCUGGAGAAAAAAAGACAACUCCGGAAGGAGAUCUUUCUGGAUGUUGAGCAAUCAAAAUGGCAAAAAGCGUUUUGCCAGGAGGAUCUGAUGAGAGAUGAAGAUUGGCCAGCGGAUCAGUCAAAGAAGGAAAAGGAAAUGAUGUUGCGUCACCAACUAGACCAGUUGCGCAAAGAGGAAGAGGAGGAAAUGGAAGAAUUGAGGAUAGAGAAAGACAAACAAAUGUGGCAACAAAAUGAGGCGAUAAGGAGAGAAGAUAAGUUAAUGAAGGACAAGGAGACAAGUGUACAGCUUCACCAGGAAGCAUUGAGAAUGAAAGAGGAGGAGAUGGAUCAAGUUGAAACUGAAAUGAAGACAACACAUCUCCACAAGGAGAAGCUUUUGAGAAAUAAAGAGGAGGAAGUAGAGCAGUUCAAAUGGAAACUGGAGAUGCAAAUGCAUUCCUGCCAGAAGGAAGAGGAGCUAGAGCAAUUGAGGCACAUCCAGGAGGUACGGAUUAGUCGACAAAAGGAAGAGCUGAUAAGCGAGGAAGAGGAAGAGAUUGCUCGAUUGAUGACGGAAAAAGAGACAAGAGUCUGUCGACAAAAGGUGGAGUUGAGGAAAGAGGAAGAGGAAGAAGUGGAGAGAUUGAAGCACGCAAAGGAAAUGAGACUUCGUUACCGCCGGGAAGAACUGAGAAAAGGGGAAGAGGAGGAAGAGGAAAGGUUGAAGACCGAAAUCGACAUGAGGAAAUGUUUCUUUGAAGAGGAGCUCAAUAGAGCUCAAGGGGAGGCAGAGCAGUUAUUGAUGGAAAAGCAGAUGAAGCGGCAAUUCUGCCUCGAAGUGCUUAGGAAAGAGGAAGCGGAACAAGCGGAGCAGUUGAAGAGGGAAAAGGAGAGACGGAUGUUUCAACAAAAGGAGGAGCUGAUGGAAGAGGAAAUGGAGGAGGUGGCACGCUUGAAGAAGGAGGUGGAUGAAAGAAUCCGUCGCUACCUGGAAGAGCUGACAUGUGAGGAAGAAGAGGAAGCACAGCAACUGAAGCGGGAGAAGGAGAUGAGAAUGCAGCACCACCUGGAAGGGCUCCAGAAAGAGGAGGAGGAGCAGGCGGACAUUUUGAAGAAGGAGAAGAAUGUUCGAUUUAAUCUAAGCCAGGAACAACACCUGAGAGAAAAGCAGGCGGAGGAGGAGAGGUUGGAAAAUGACAUUGAAAGGAGCAAACGUCUUCAUGAAGAGGAGCUUCGCAGGGAGGAAGACGAGGCUCAGCAAAGCAAAAGGGAAAGGGCCGCGAGAAAUCAUUUACGACAACAAGAGGAACUCAAGAGACAUGAAGAGGAGCAAACGGCGAGAGACAAAAUGAUGCGGCUGCACCAAGAGGAAAUGAGGAGAGAGGAAGAAGAGAACGAGCAGUUGAUGAGGGAAAAGGAUUUGAGGAACUCUCUCUUAACCGAUCAACUUAGCAGAGAGGACGAGGAGGAGGAGGUUGCGUGGCUAAGGAGGGGCAAAGAGAUGAGAAUCAGGCUUUAUCAGGAGAGGCUGAGAAGAGAGGAAGAGGACGAGGUGGAAUCUUUCAAGAGAAAACAAAUGACCAGAAUGGGCCUACACCAGGAGAUGCUUAAAAGAGAAGAAGAAAAAGAAGUGGAGCAGCUACAGAGGGAAAGACAGACGAGAAUGAGUGUCUUCCAAGAAGAACUGAGUAGACAAGAGGUGAAUGAGUUGGAGAAAUUAUGGAGGGAAAUGACAGAGAGAUCAAAUCACCUCCUGGAGGGGUUGCAGGAAGAGGAAAAACCUUUGACGAUGGAAAAUGCUGGGAGAAAAAAUAUUCAGUCUAGCAGUGAAGGAAAGAAGGCAAAACGGCUAAAGCGACAGAAGAAGGAGAGAAAGUUGGAGAAGGCCAAAUCAUGGCCUCGCAGGAAAGAGCACAGCACAAAGAAAGAAGCAAAAGGGCUUUUUAGGGGGGAGAUGGAGAGACCAAGGAUGGACCAUGGAGAAGAACUCCAAAGCGACAAUGAGGCAGAAAAAUCGAAGGGAGAGAUGACACAAUCAUGGAUAAGUCUGGAGUCCAGCACAGAAGGAGAAGUGGAGGGGCAAUUUGCAAAGAAGAUGGAUUCAAGAACAAUGUGCCAUGGAGAGGAGAGAGAAAGGACACAAUCGUGGCUAACCCAGGAGUCAAGCGCAGAAGAAGAAGUGUUGUGGAAAUUUCCAAGGAAGAUGGAGUCAAGAACAAUGCUCCAUGGAGACGAGACUGCGGUGAGACAGUCGUGGCCAAGCCAGGAGUCCAGCACAGAGGAAGAAGUGGAAGUGCACUAUGUAAGGCACAUUGGGGUAAAAACAAGACUCCGUGGGGGAAGACUAAGAAGUCAAGAUGAGGAAGUCGGCUUCUGGGAAAGAGAGAGCAGAGUGCCGCUCCGCCACGAGUUGAAAGAAGAUGAGUUUGAAAGAUUUAGGAGAGAAAAGACGAGAUCGUGGCCCUGCAGGAAGGAGCACGGCACAAGGGAAGGAGUGAAAGGGCUCUUCAUAGGGGGAACGGAGACGCAAACAAGUCUCCAUAAAGAGGGCUCCAGAAGUGAUGAGGGCGAGUUCUUCAACAAAGAGAAGAUCCUUUCGUUGGUCCGCCAGGUGGAGCUGAGGAGAGAAGAGGAUGAGGUACAACAGUCGGAGCGAGAGAAGACAAAAACAUGGCCUCGGAUGAAGGAGCGCAGCACAAAGAAAGAAGCAAAAGAGCUCUUUAGGAGGGAGAUCGAGAGAAAGAGAAUGCUCCGCGAAGAUGAGUCGAGAAGUGAUGAUGAGCAGGAAAAGGGGCAGAUGGAGCUCCAUCUGGAGAAGGUGAUGAGGAAAGAGGAUAAGGAACAGCAGUUUGAGAGAGAGAAGGCAAAAUCGUGGCCACGCAGGAAGAUGUUUAAAGGGGAGCUCCCUAAGGAUGAACUGAGAAAUGAGGAUGAAGAGGAAGGGAGCUUGAGAAAUGGGCUGAGAAUGUCGCUCAGCGAGGGGGAGUUGAAGCAGACUGAGGAGGAGCCAGAACGUCCAGAGAAAGAGAAGACAAAAUCAGGGAUUUGCACAGAGGAAGAUAUCAAAUUUAGAUUGAUAAAAAAAAUUGAAACACAAACAAGUUUCCAUGCAGAUGAAGUGGGGGAUGAGGAAGAUGAGAUAUGGUGCUCCUCAGGAGAUGAGGAAAAGAAAGGCCCGGUGGGGAGUCAGAAGCAGGUAGAAAGGUCAAGACAGGAAAAUGAAACGCAUGUCCAGCAGGAGGUAAGAAAAGAUGAUGCGGAAGAGGAGGAUUUUUUAAAAGGGCAAAAACAAAGAAGGAUUUUUCUUAUCACUGAAAAACUGAAGCGAGAGGAAGAAGAGGAAGUUGAGGAGUUACAAAGAGAAAAGGACACAAGAAUCCGCCAGUACAAAGAGAAGCUCCGAAGAGAUGAAGAAGUUCAGGCAGACAAUUUAAAGAGAGCAAAGGAGCAGAGAAUUUGUCUCCUUCUGGAAGAACUGAAGCAAGAGGAAGAGGAGGAGGCAGAGAGGCUGAAGAGAGACAAAGAGAUGCGAAUGAGUCUCCUACAUGAGAAGAUGCAGAAUGAGGUUGAAGAUGGGCAAUCCAAGUGGGGAAAUGAGGGAAGAACUUGGCUUCACCAGGAGGAACAGAACAAGCACGGAGAGGAGGAGAAAAGGACUCGAGAGGACCUGCGGAAAGAGGACAAGGAGGAAGCCGAGGAAACAGCCCAGGUAGGACAAUCAAGGAACGAAAAAGAGAAGACAUCUCAUCUCCAGGAGGAGGUUCAGGUUCAGAGAACACGUCACAGCCAGGAAACAUCGAGGAACGCUGAAGACUACGAGGACGAGCAGUUCACAAUGGAGGUGAAGCGAACGCAUUACUCUCAAGAUAAUCUGAAGACAGAGGAGGAUAACGACGCAGAGCAGUUAAAGGUCGAAAGUGAAAAUAGAAUGGAUCGUCUCCAGGAUGAGCUGAAGAGAGAAACGGAGGAGUUGAUCAACAAAUUGAAAGCUGAGAAGCAGAAGAGAACGCGGCUCCGACAAAUAAACCAGUGGGGGAAAACUGAGGAGAGAAAACUCAAGACAGAGUACAAGGAAAGGCUGAAGGAUUUGCGGCAGUAUCUCCUGGUCAAGAGAAGAGAUGAGGAGACCUUGUUGGACAAAAUGUUUGAGGAGAAGGAGAAAUUAACAGAAUCUGCUUGGAUGGAUAGAGAUGAAGAUCAAUUACAGUUCAGGCAGGACCGUAAAGCUGCCAUCGGAGCGCUUUGCCUCGCAAUCGAAGACGAACGGGAAACUGAAAAUGACAACAUGAAGGCUGAAAGAAGGCAAUUCUUUGAGCGCAUUAGGGCGGAGCCAGAAGAGGACCUGCAUGAACUGAGAACCAGAUUUCAGGAAGACAGGACAGAGAACCUGACAUGUUUAAAUCCAGAGAUUGUCUCUCAGCAUGCACGGGAGAAGACUUUCAACCCGGAGUUCCGCAGCACCUUUUCACCAACGAACGGGCCAGCUCCGGAGCCCCAACACGAGAUAUUUAGUGCUUUCAAAUCAACUUCUCAGAGGACCAAAACUGCAUAUCCCUCACCCUUUAGGCCGACUCUGGCAGCUCCCCAUCCCAGGAACACCACACCUACCUAUAGUACCACUCAUCCCUCAAUGGCUACCUCAGAGUCCCUGCUCAGUCAUGCAAAAGCAACACUGCCUGCAAACCUCUUCAUCACCACAUCCUUGAGAGAAACAUGCAUGACGAAUCCUUCUGUAGGCUAUUGUAGUCAGCUGGGCCUGAAUAGAUUCAAUGAGAUCACGAUUUGUCGUUUCCAAAGACAAAAUUCACAAUGGACUGCUUCUCCACUGUGAAGGCAAUCUAAUGAGUAGUUGAUGCAGUGUAUACAUUUUAUUCUGCAAAACUCUGUACAAUAUCAGUCUGGUGAAGUCAAAGAUAGCAAAU
Molecule: messenger RNA, 6209 nt
Organism: Syngnathus typhle (broad-nosed pipefish)
Lineage: Eukaryota; Metazoa; Chordata; Actinopteri; Syngnathiformes; Syngnathidae
Product: trichohyalin-like
Exons: 18
Coding region: 137-6118 (1993 amino acids)
Source: RefSeq, a predicted model, not a curated record